Molecule: messenger RNA, 1143 nt
Organism: Clarias gariepinus (North African catfish)
Lineage: Eukaryota; Metazoa; Chordata; Actinopteri; Siluriformes; Clariidae
Product: zona pellucida-like domain-containing protein 1
Exons: 9
Coding region: 1-1143 (380 amino acids)
Cellular component (GO): cell surface
Source: RefSeq, a predicted model, not a curated record
AUGUGGCAAGCAUUGCUGAUGUGUGUGACUACACUAACUGUACACUCUAAGGCUCAGACAGGCUCUGCUAUAUGCAGUAAUCACACUACCUUUAGACAAGCAGCUGACUGGGACAUCACAGUAAUAUGUGGAACUGAUAGUAUCUAUCUAAGCAUCCUGCUGUGUCCAGUCUACUAUGCUGGCUAUAAUGAAUCUCUCAUAGCCCUCAAUGGAAAAUUUAACAUUCCAGCCUGCUGUGGAAUUGUAGACUUGAAAGCCAGUACCCCUCUCCUGAAGUUUAAUUUCUCAAUAUCUGCAGAGCAAAUGUCCCUUUGUGACAAUUCUCAUGAGCUUACAGAUGAAAUUGUCACAGGCGAAUUCUCUGACUCCAGAGUUCAGUUUGUGAACAUUUCUGGAAGCAUUGUUUCUUGGAACCCAGUCAGAGGUCCAUUUACAUACCAACCAAAGCUUAUAUAUCAAUUCUCCUGCUGCUACCUGCUGCAGUAUUUGGUCAGCAUCACUAAAGAAAAUCCGUCAGGCAUGAACAGAGCUGCCCGAGAGAACAGAGGAAGUUUUAUCAAUGCAUUGCAUGUAAAUCUUUUCACUAAUAGGCAAUAUACACAACCUCUAAAAAUACCCGAAAAGGGGCUACCACUAAAAACUCGGAUAUAUGUCCAAGUUAAGGCAACAAAUCUCACUAAAAGGUUUAAUGUCCUGCUUGAUCGCUGCUUUUCCACAACAAGCCCUUAUCCAACAAGCACAGUUUAUUAUGAUCUUUUUGUUGGGUGCAAACGUGAUGGGCAGACAGUGGUGUAUUUAAAUGGGGAAUCCCAAGAAGCACGCUUUUCCUUUGAGGCUUUCCACUUUGUGGAGCACCAGAAUGUGACAGUCUCUACAUUCUAUCUGCAUUGUGUCACCCGACUCUGUGAGAAUUCCACCUGUCCCUCCAUGCUCCCGAACUGUAUAAAGAAUGCAAGAAGGGCACUUCAGCUGAGUCAGUACUUAAGCAAUGGGCAAACAAUUUCUUCAGGACCAAUCAAAACCAGAACUGAAAAUACUACAUCAACACACUCAGUUUAUAAAGCCUGGGUGACAGGGGUCGCCAUUCUCAUAUGCUUGUUGAGUGUCUGCUGUAUUGGGCUGGUGGUGAAAAUUUGGAUCUGA